Colossoma macropomum (tambaqui) is the source of this 1501-nucleotide messenger RNA. RefSeq names its product calpain-2 catalytic subunit-like. NCBI's taxonomy places the organism in Eukaryota, Metazoa, Chordata, Actinopteri, Characiformes, Serrasalmidae. Gene Ontology annotation, molecular function: calcium-dependent cysteine-type endopeptidase activity. The coding region runs from base 71 to 1501 and encodes 476 amino acids. Gene Ontology annotation, biological process: proteolysis. The transcript is spliced from 11 exons. The record is from RefSeq and is a predicted model, not a curated record. Gene Ontology annotation, cellular component: cytoplasm.
UGGACACUCGGACGCCACCUAAAGAACCCGAAGAUUAAGACAUUUGAAGACGCUCCACUGACAUUCGGAAAUGGCAGCUUCUAACAAGGCUGUUAAGUAUCUCAACCAAGACUACGAAGCACUGAAGGCUCAGUGCCUGAGCAAGAAAGCGUUAUUCUCAGAUCCAACGUUUCCAGCUGCGCCCGAGUCUUUGGGCUUCAACUUGCUUGGCCCAAAUUCUGACGAGGCCAAAGGAGUGGUGUGGAAAAGGCCCAAGGAAAUCAUUCAAAACCCUAAGUUCAUUGUCGGCGGAGCUACAAAGGCUGACAUUAACCAAGGGGCUUUAGGUGAUUGCUGGCUGAUGGCAGCUAUCGCCUCUCUGACUCUGGACCCAGACAUUCUGGCACGAGUGAUUCAUCCUAAACAGAACUUUGAGGAAAACUAUGCUGGCAUCUUUCAUUUCCAGCUGUGGCAGUAUGGACAGUGGGUGGACGUUGUCAUUGAUGACUUACUGCCCACCAGAAAUGGAAAGCUGGUGUUUGUUCACUCACUUGACAAAAAUGAAUUCUGGAGCGCACUGCUGGAGAAGGCCUAUGCAAAGGUAAAUGGCAGUUAUGAGGCUCUGAAAGGAGGAAGUGCUACUGAAGGCUUUGAGGACUUCACUGGAGGCAUCGCAGAGCGCUACGAGCUCAACAAAGCUCCUUCCAACCUGUUUAAUAUCAUAAAGAAAGCACUGAGCCGGGGUUCAUUGCUGAGCACGUCCAUAUCUGCCAGCGCAAACGAAACAGAGGCUGUAACCAAGGAGCAGCUGGUCAAGACACAUGCUUACUCCAUCACAGCGGCCGUAGAGGUUCAUGUGGGUGGACGUCUGGUGCAGCUGGUGCGCCUCAGGAACCCCUGGGGACACAAAGAGUGGAACGGCGCUUGGAGCGACAAUUCCAAGGAGUGGGACCAUGUUCUGCCGCAGGAAAAGAACAAACUCAAUUAUUCGGCAGAUGACGGUGAGUUCUGGAUGGCAUAUUCAGACUUUGUGCAGCGGUACUCAAAGGUGGAGAUCUGUAACCUGACUCCAGACCUUCCAAGCAGUGAUCAUGUUGGUCAGUGGGCCCUUCAGCAGUUUGAGGGCAACUGGAAGAGUGGCUCAACUGCAGGUGGCUCCAUUAAAAACACAGCUACAUUCAGCUCCAACCCCCAGUUUGUGAUAAAUCUGGAUCACAAGAGCCAGGGUGGUACGCAUACCUGCUCUGUACUUGUGGGUCUGAUGCAGAAAGACAUGCGCAAAGAGAGAAAGCUCGGACAUGACUUCAACAACAUUUGCUUUGCUGUCUAUCCGCACAAAGGUGGCCACUUGAGCCGUGAGGUGCUGUCUUCUAUGAAAGCUGCCUUCACAUCCGAACACUCUGCAAAGCGUGAAGUGAGCCAGCGCUUCGCUCUGCCACCUGGACAGUACGUCAUCAUUCCUUCCACCUAUGAGCCGAACCAUGAGGGCAGCUUCUUGUUGAGGGUGUUCAGUGAGAAAUAG